Messenger RNA from Gastrolobium bilobum, 1050 nucleotides. RefSeq lists its product as uncharacterized. The transcript is spliced from 3 exons. NCBI's taxonomy places the organism in Eukaryota, Viridiplantae, Streptophyta, Magnoliopsida, Fabales, Fabaceae. Gene Ontology annotation, molecular function: zinc ion binding; ubiquitin protein ligase activity. Gene Ontology annotation, biological process: ubiquitin-dependent protein catabolic process. The coding region runs from base 94 to 879 and encodes 261 amino acids. The record is from RefSeq and is a predicted model, not a curated record.
CCAUGAAUUCCCAAAGUUGACAAAUGAAGCUAUAUCUACACCCCAGGUAAGCAAAGGAUAUUAACAUGAUCAGUUGAGGAGGAAAGAGAAAUCAUGAGCAGCAACAUGAACAAUUUCACACCUUUGCCAGGGCCUUGGAGGAGAGGUGUUAGAGCCUAUGAUGUCCACACUUUCAAUAAUAGUGAAUCCAAUGAGGUGCCUGUGUUUUACAGAUCUCACUCUACUCAGGCCACUCAGGAUGACAGGAGUUCAGGUGAACUAAAUCCACUGCGGUUGUGGGAACUCAGAACUCCUUCAGGACUUCACAGUAUACCGAAUUUUCCAGCACAACCUCAUAGCAGACAACAAAUUCAUGUUCACAAUGGUAACAUGGGAAGGAGUUUCAACCCCAGGCACAGAGAGAUUUUCCCGAGGUCACCUCCAAGAUCCACAGUCCAAACAUGCACACAAGUUCCCCCAGUGGUAGAAAACUCCAAAUCAACAGCUUUGAGGAAGCUUAAGAAAGAAGUCUAUAACCCUAUCCCAAAAUGGUUGGCUAAGAAAGUGAGCUUAUAUUAUAGAGAUAAUGCUGUAGAUGAUUUGAAAGAGAGAUUGAAAGAAAAGGAUGAAGAUGGUAAAAGGUGUGCUAUUUGCUUGGAUGAUUUUAAGCCCAAAGAAGAGGUUAUGGUCACUCCGUGUAACCACAUGUUUCAUGAGGAUUGCAUAGUACCUUGGUUAACAAGCAAAGGUCAGUGCCCAGUUUGUAGGUUUGUGAUUUAUGAGAGCAAUGACAUUGCCAAUUUGGAACCAAGUGACAUGGUUGCUGGUGAGCUUUUGUCAAUUUUGAGAGCCAUGGAAGAAGCUUUUCAAUUGGGCAGUGUAACUCAUAUGUACACAUAAGAAUUUACUACAAUUGGGAGGAAGGUUUACUUUCAAGUUCCAACUUAUACUAUAAAGUUUGAUAGGUUGAAAUUGUGAGUUUUUUUUUUUUUUUUGAUAACAGAAAUUGUGAGUUUUGAAUGAUAAGGGAAAUGAAACAAACCAGAAAUCAAGUUGUUAACCAAUAUUAUU